AUGUUCCGUGCCUUGUGCCUCCUCGCUGUGCUUUCUACGGCCAGCGCCUGCAAGCCCUGCACAUGUGGCACUGUUCGCGGUGCUCGAGUGGUAGGUGGGGGCGCGCUCACUCCAGGCGAAUUUCCCUGGCUAGCAGCUCUGAAGAGAGACGGAAAACUUAUCUGUGGGGCAACCGUCGUCGCGAGAGACCACCUCAUCACCGCCACCCAUUGUGUUUACGAAGUCGAGGCAUCCCGUCUAACUGUGUUGGUAGGAGAAUACGAUGUGAACAACUCCAAAUCAGAUGGCUUCCCUGUAUCUCACGUGAUUCAGCAUCCGGAUUUCAAUCGAUAUACUUAUGAUAACGACAUCGCUGUGUUGAGGCUUUCAGAGCCACUACCAGACAAAUUGUACCGACCAGCUUGUUUGCCCGAUGAUGAGGAUGCUCUUGGAGGUGUAGAUGCUGUUGUUUCUGGAUGGGGCAGUACUAUAGAAAAAGGACCACCAUCUAGCAUUCCUAUGAAAGCAGAAGUACAAAUCUGGUCACAAGAGGACUGUACGGGUGCUGGAUAUGGUCGUAGAAAAGUGACGCCCCGUAUGAUAUGCGCAAAUGCUCCUGAGAGAGAUUCGUGCACUGGUGAUUCUGGAGGUCCACUCUUGAUGGCGCAGCCACAUUAUACUAUUGUUGGAAUCGUGUCAUGGGGUCGAGGAUGUGCAAGACAAGGAUAUCCCGGAGUAUACGCUAGAGUAGAUAGAUUUAGACCUUGGCUAAAAUUGGCUUUAAGACAUGCGUGCACUUGCCUGCCGCCUAACUCAAUUUACAUA
Brenthis ino (lesser marbled fritillary) is the source of this 804-nucleotide messenger RNA. The record is from the annotation of a GenBank genome assembly. NCBI's taxonomy places the organism in Eukaryota, Metazoa, Arthropoda, Insecta, Lepidoptera, Nymphalidae.